GGGUGCUGCGGCCGGGCCGGGUGAAUGGGAUUGAAGAAGAGUUCAGCUUCUCGGCUUGUUUUUGUGUCACAGUUUCUCUUCUCCUGCGCCUCUUCUGCUUCGUUCCUUUCUUCCCGUCCGCCCCCUGCAGGAGGAGCCCCCUGGGGAGAGGGGGAAGGAAAAGGACCUCCCAGAGGAGAGAGAGAAGAGGAGGAGGAGGAGAAGGGAGCAACCUACCAUCUUCCACUCCCAGCUUAGAUUAAAGAAAGUGAGAGGAGGAGAGAGAGGAGCCCAGAAGAGGGGGACAGGGAGGCCCAGAGGAGCCGCAGCACCUUCCCCCUAUGAAGAAGAGCCCUCCCCCUCAGAGAGAGGUCCUGCCAGGGGGACCCCAGCCAGCCACCAGCAGCAGCGCCACCAGCAGGGGGGGGCUAGAGAGCUGAAGGGGAAAAUCUGUUUUCCAGAACUGCAAUAGUGUGGAGAAAAGGAACUUUCAUUUUCUGAAGCCAGAGACUGAACGCACUGUGGAAUUAGUAAAGAGACAGCUAGAAAGAGUGGAGAAGGUAGAGGAUGGAGUUGCAGACUCUACAGGAGGCUCUGAAAGUGGAAAUUCAGGUUCACCAGAAACUGGUUGCCCAAAUGAAGCAAGAUCCACAGAAUGCUGAUUUGAAGAAACAGCUUCAUGAACUCCAAGCCAAAAUCACAGCUUUGAGUGAGAAACAGAAGAGAGUGGUGGAACAGCUGCGGAAGAAUCUGAUAGUAAAGCAAGAGCAGCCAGAUAAUAAGUUUCAAAUACAGCCAUUGGUACAGUCAGAAAACAAACUACAAAAUCCACAACAGCAACCACUACAACAACUACAGCAGCACCACCAUCUGCAGCAGCAAUCUACUGCACCCUCUCCAAACCUGAUUGGAUCACAGAAAACUGUAACUACAGGUUCUAUGAUCACCAAGACACUACCUCUCGUCUUGAAAGCAGCACCUGCAACCAUGCCUGCCUCUGUUGUGGGUCAAAGACCUACCAUUGCCAUGGUUACUGCAAUCAACAGUCAGAAAGCGGUCCUCAGCACCGAUGCACAGAAUACACCAGUCAACCUCCAGACAACAAAUAAGGUUACUGGUCAAGGAGCAGAGGCAGUCCAAAUAGUGGCAAAAAACACAGUUACUUUGCAGGUUCAGGCUACACCUCAGCCCAUCAAAGUGCCACAGUUCAUCCCUCCUCCCAGACUCACUCCUCGUCCAAAUUUUCUUCCACAGGUUCGACCCAAACCAGUUGCCCAGAAUAACAUUCCUAUUGCCCCAGCACCACCUCCGAUGCUUGCAGCUCCUCAGCUUAUUCAAAGGCCUGUGAUGCUGACAACAAAGUUCACACCCAGCUCUUUACCCACCUCACAGAACUCCAUACACCCAGUUCGUGUUGUUAAUGGGCAGACAGCAACCAUAGCCAAAACUUUCCCUAUGGCACAGCUCACCAGCAUUGUGAUAGCAGCCCCAGGUACCAGGCUCGCUGGACCUCAGACUCUACAGAUCAGCAAACCAAACCUUGAAAAACAGACUAUUAAACCCCAUGUGGAACCAGAGGAGAAGCAAACAGAGAGUCGUACCGUUACUCCGCCAGCUGCACCCAAGCCAAAACGAGAAGAAAAUCCACAGAAACUUGCCUUCAUGGUGUCUUUGGGACUGGUUACACAUGACCAUCUGGAAGAAAUCCAAAGUAAGAGACAAGAGAGGAAAAGAAGAACAACAGCAAAUCCAGUGUACAGUGGAGCCGUUUUUGAGCCUGAGCGUAAGAAGAGUGCAGUCACAUACCUGAACAGCACAAUGCAUCCUGGGACACGUAAAAGAGGUCGUCCACCUAAAUACAACACGGUGCUGGGGUUUGGGGCUCUGACCCCCACAUCCCCUCUAUCCAGUCAUCCUGACUCCCCUGAAAAUGAAAAGACAGAGACCACAUUUACUUUCCCCGCAUCUGUUCAGCCUGUGUCCCUGCCUAGCCCCAGCUCCACAGACGGCGAUAUCCAUGAGGAUUUUUGCAGUGUUUGCAGGAAAAGCGGGCAGUUGCUGAUGUGUGACACAUGUUCACGUGUGUAUCACCUGGACUGUCUGGACCCACCUCUGAAAACCAUUCCCAAGGGCAUGUGGAUCUGUCCCAAAUGUCAAGACCAGAUGCUGAAGAAGGAAGAAGCAAUCCCAUGGCCAGGGACAUUAGCAAUUGUUCAUUCAUAUAUUGCAUACAAAGCAGCAAAAGAAGAGGAGAAACAGAAGCUACUUAAAUGGAGUUCAGAUUUAAAACAAGAAAGAGAACAACUAGAGCAGAAGGUCAAACAGCUCAGCAAUUCCAUAACAAAAUGUAUGGAAAUGAAGAAUACCAUUCUGGCAAAACAGAAGGAGAUGCACAGCUCCUUGGAGAAGGUAAAACAGCUGGUCCGCCUCAUCCAAGGCAUUGACCUUUCAAAAUCCAUAAACUCUGAGGUCAAUUCAGUAGCCAUCUCUAAUGGCAUGGACACAACUAACAAUGCUAAUGCUGCCGUCUCCACCCCAGCCCCAGUCCCUUCCCAGGGCUGCAUGGUGAACUGUAACAAAGGUGAUGAGACUAAAUAACACAGUGGAGUAAGAAGGAGCCAAGGGAGGUGGCGGCGAGGAGGAGCAGCGAAAUAAUGAAACUCUAGAAAAGCAAAACCGGAUUUCUUCUGGAAAGUGCAGAAUUCUUUAGUUCUUUGGUUCCAGAGAGAGCGUGAAGAUGCUUGUGCCAGGCGGCACCGGAGUUUGCCAAUUGAUCCUUCUUAUUCUGUGUGUACAUGCAAAGUUUGGAUCAUGUUACAUGAAUAGUGCCAGCUGGGGGUUCUUUGCCAGCACCAUGCCAAGUGAAAUAAUAUAUUUACUCUCUCUAUAUUUUACACCAGUGUGUGCCUGCAGCAGCCUCCACAGCCACUAUAGGUUUGUUUUAUUUUUGUUUGGGGUGAGGAGCAGGGAUGAGGGAGGAGAGCAGGUUUCAAAUCCUUAUUUGCAGAACAGUUUGUUUAGCUAGGGAAAAAAUAAGUCCAAAGAGCCUGUGGGCUUUUCCUGUUUCUAAACUCUCAGUACUAUUAAACCAAAAAAACAGAAGUAUAAAUUAACAAAUCCCAGUGCCCAGAGGGGACAAGUCUAUCAAAUAAGCAGUAUUUACUAUUGUUUAGACAGGAGAUGUACAAAACAAAAUGGGGAUGGAUUUUUCACUGAGUAACGAGCACAUGUGCAGGCUGGGGAUUUUCUGUCCUGGCAGCUUUGGGUUAACCCUGUUUCUUCACACUAGACAAAUGAAAUGCACUGGAGAAUUGGAUUGGUUUGGAUCUUCAAGUUGAUCCAGGAAGCCUUUGUUGGGAGAGAGAGAAGAGGGGACCAAAAUGGUUGAGUUGAAGCAUUGAAAGGGGGUGUCAAGGGAAAAUGUGCAUCAAUGACUUUACUUGAAAACGAGGUUCCAACCCUUUUCUAUAUUUAUAAAACAACAAAAAUAUCCUGAACAAAGCAGCACAUGACCCAGAUGUGUGAACUGAACAGAGAAAUGUCCUUUUCUUUCAUUUCCUCUCUUUCUUUUGGUAACAAAAAAUAAAUAAGGAAUAGAAAAGCUGUUAUUCAGGCUGACCGUCUAAUUAAAGAGGUAGAUGGGACCUUGCAUGGUAUAGAUUAGAAGUAAUAGUGUCAGUGAGAUACAGUGAGUCUUUGUGAGUCCUUGUGUCAUCGUUUUGGGCACUGUUUUUUUAUGCAAGGGCAAAAUCUUUGUAUCUGGGGAAAAAAACAACUUUUUUAAAAUUAAAAAGGAAAAUAAAAGAUAUUGAGGUCUUCCUAGUGUUACUUAAAAUAAGAUCAAGGUAAGAAACAUUGUAAAAAUUAUAAAAGUGCUAUUUGUUUCCUAAACAAGUGAUUUCUAUUAAAAAGGUGUCAGAACUGGAGAAAA
Messenger RNA from Mauremys reevesii (Reeves's turtle), 3910 nucleotides. It is a transcript of the gene PHF21A, whose product is annotated as PHD finger protein 21A. The coding region runs from base 547 to 2577 and encodes 676 amino acids. Lineage: Eukaryota; Metazoa; Chordata; Testudines; Geoemydidae. The transcript is spliced from 18 exons. The record is from RefSeq and is a predicted model, not a curated record. Gene Ontology annotation, biological process: negative regulation of transcription by RNA polymerase II. Gene Ontology annotation, cellular component: histone deacetylase complex. Gene Ontology annotation, molecular function: chromatin binding.